UUUGUCUCAUUUCCUCCACUAACCUUUCUUUCCUAUCUUAGUGACUUAGUGAGACCUAGUAGUCUCAAUACUCCCCAAUUCCAUUUAGGUACCUAAAUCUCAUUAUUUCGUUCUUAGAGUCUGCCUGUUCUGAUUGUUGCUCGUUGUAGCUUCACAGCUGCAGUAGCCCCAUAAUGUAAAGGAACAUAUUGUAGGAACAAGUAUGAACAAUUCUAAGGUUUCUGAUGACUAUAGAAUAUCUGUGUUAAAUGAGUCUCACUGUAAUUCAGGGAGGAAUGGUAGAAUUUAAGCAUCUUGUUAUAAAUCAGUAUUAAUCUGGUGGCUUACUACCAGAUUUGUAAGUAUUUGUUAGUAAGGCGAAGGAAAGACAGAAGGCCACUCUGUCUGUGGCACUGAUGCUGGAAUGCCUGAGGAUGCCAAGGGGAUCUUGGCAGCAGGCCGUCAGACACUCCCUGUGAGUCUGUGACUCUUGUGUCUGGGCUGCAUGGAAUCAAAGCUGGAAUGGAGGUGGCCUCGAUAUUUUAUUUCGCACAAUCCCCCUCUCUGAUUCUUUGGGAGACCAGCAUAUUAAGUCUCCUUACUCUUGGUUCUCUAGGAGAUUAACAUGUCAAUCUCUUCAAUGAAUCAUUCCUGUAAAGAUUAAAAUUAAUAUACAAUAACUAUAUUAUAAUUUAGAAAGUUUAUUAAUAAUAACUAAAGUAAAAGCUAGCUACCUAACUCAGCUCAGGUCACAAGAGUGAGCGGGUGGAGCUACAGAACUUAUAAACAAUUAUGUGAAGAUGCAAACAUGCAGAAAGGCAAAAGCAUUCUGGGUAAUAUAGUUUUAGGGGUUCAAGAUUUUCUAACUAUACAUACUUCCCUGUGAUCCUCUUGGGAGACCAGUCUCCCCCAAAGGAUCAUGGAAACAAUCAAUUUAUAAAUUGCAAUAAUUUGUGGAUAAAAGGAAAAUAAAAGAGAAGAAAAACAAAACCAAUGAUUGCUCCAUUGAAAAAAAAGCCAAUUUGGGGGCAUUUCCCUUUGGCAUAAGAGUAUAUACUCAAAACAAAUAUGUUCAACCCCCUAUAGUUCAAAUUAGCACAUCCCAAAGUUCACUCUGGAUCUUCUAGUGCAGCAUGUGGUCUCUGCAGACAUAUUCAUGGCUCCUUCUCCAAACAGUUCACUUUCUGGAUUCUGGGAGGUAGUCUAUUAUUUCUUAUCUUAAAUUAGUCUCAAAUUCAAAUAAAAGUUCACAACAAUAAUAAUCCCCCCUUAGGAGAACAACAACACAUUCCCCAUUGAGGAGGUUAAUAACAAACACAGGGAUCACUCAGGGAUACACAGCUCAAUGAUGAGGUAUUUGAAUCAAUUGGCAAAAGAAAUAAAAAACAUCAAAAAAUCCAAAGAAAAAAUAACUUGUGGAUAAAGUAUAAAAUAUCAAAGUCUUAUGUAUGAAAAAUCUAAGUAAAGGAAAAAUAAACCUAAUUAAAGUGAUUUAAGCAAUUAUGCACUUCCCCAAUCAGUAUCCAGGACUACAGAAAGUUUGCCACAUUAUGAGAGACAGAAAAGGGACUAGAUUAUGGGAAUCAGGAUGGCAGAAAUAGUGAGAUGCUUGAUGGGGUUCAGGGAAGUCCUGCCUCUGACAUGUCAAAAAUAGCUGCGACCUCGAACUCCAAACAAGUUCAAGUCCUCUUGGCUCAAAAUUUGAUCAGUCCCACGGGGAUUGGUUUGUCUCUUUGACCUUGUGCUUGAUUGGCACUAUGCAGGUUAGCUUUGGGCUUCUUUGGCACUGUGCAGUGGCUCUUUUUUUGUUCCCUUUUCUUAGAAUCAGAAUCAUUAGCAAAGUCCCAUAAUUUUUUAAACAACGAAUGGAAUUAUUCUAUGGUCUAAAGCUUUUUGGGGAAUGUAUUAAUAUUAUAACAAGUGUGUUUUAAACUUAUAUUACUGCAAAAUCACAAAAGUUAAAGAAAAUCUUCUCAAUACUGUUGACAUGUGAUUCGAAUACAAAAGGAGAGAAAAAAUAAAACUCAAAUACUUUAUUGCACAUGCAAGGAAAAAUCAUAAAAAAGUUUUAAAAGUCAAAAAUAUAUAGCUUACAGUGAUACACUGUGUCAGCCAAGGAGAGGUAGAAUACAAAGGUUCCUCACCCAAAAAUGAGAUCCAUUUCCUUUUUAACUUGGCCAUGAACCAUUGAGUGAGUGCAAAUGAUUUUUACAAAGUAACAGAUUUAUAAAAGAGUAUAGUAUAUAAUGCGCAUUUAAAGAAAGUACCAAAAUCCCCCAGAUUAACAAUAGCCCAGUUAAUAACAAUAGCAAACAAACACACUAUCAUAUAGGAUUCACAUAAGUUGCUGUAUCACAUUUCAAAAAAACCAGGCACCUCUUGAGUCAACUGUAAGCAUAUGAAGACCUGGUUGGUUUUGUAUAACUGCCUUGCUAAGGAAUGUUAUGAUUAGUGUUUAUUUAGUUUUAUUAAGAGCAGGGUUUUAGAUCAGAGAAAGGGUUUUUGAUUUUUACUACUUCCCCUUUAAGAGGAAAGACACAGAAUGUGCAGUGGUCACUUUAAGAGGCCGAGGAUAAAGGAAAGUCAGUUGGAAGUUCUGGGGGCAGUCUCUCCUGACUUGUUUUGGAGACAGUUGGUGGCUGCGUCAUUCUCUGACAGAAAAGAUUUGUUUUGUUAUUCUGAGUCUGUUUGAUUUGAGAUUCAUACUUGGCAUGGGCAAGGUCCAGCUUUACUCGCAACUCCAGGGGUUCCUGACAGGUAUCUGUGACAUUUGAAGAUGUGGCUGUGGAAUUCACUUGGGAGGAGUGGAGAUAUCUGGAUCUUGGUCAGAGGACCCUGUACAGGGAUGUGAUGUUGGAGAACUAUGAGAACCUGGUCUCCAUAGGGAUUCCUGUUUCCAAGCCAGAUUUGCUCUUCCUGCUAAAGAGAGAUGUACAGAAUCAAGAGGGAAAAGUUAGAUCAGGCAUUUAUUCAGAUCCAGUUUUUGAAGAGAACACAUUUGGAACCAAGGUUUCAAGUCUGAAGCAAGUCAUCUCUUCUGAAGUAUUAUCUGAUCAAAAAGUGGGAAAGAAUAUGGUUUGGGAUUCCAAGAUGAAAGAAUCUGGAAUUUGUAGUAAUAAUUUGGAGAAAAAGAAGGACCAGCAGGAGAGGCAAUCUAGACAAGUAGCAAUAGGUGCUGAAAUAAGUAUGAAUAAAGUGAAUGUACCUCAGUGUAAUACAUUUAAGAGAAGUUUCAGGCUGAAGUCAUCCUUAGUUGCCCCACAGAGAAGAGCUUUGCAGAAAAUUCUCUGCAAAUUUAAGGGACUUGCAAUGAGCUUUAGGAAGCUUCCUAAUAUAUGUGAUCCAUUCUUCUUAGGGAGGAGCCUAUAUAAGUAUACCAGAUGGAAGAAGCCCUUCAGGUACCAUUCAGAUCUAAUUAAAUUGAAAGGAAUGUAUGCUAGAGAAAAGCUCGAUGAACUCAAACCAGUCACUGUCAGAAGAUCGAAUUUCAGUGUAUAUCAGAAAAUUCAAAAGGGAAAGAAAUAUUACAUAUGUAAAAAAUGUGGAAAAGCCUUUAUCCCAAAGGAAAUGUUACCUAACCACCCAAAAAUUCAUAAUACAAAGAAAAACCUUGGUUAUAAUGAAUGGAGAAAAGUCUUUAGUGAGAGAAGACACUUCAUUAGUUAUAAAAGAAUACAUUUUGGAAAAACACCCUUUCUUUGCAAUAAAUGUGAAAAAUUCUUUGGGUGUAGAACUGUCCCUAAUAGCCAUCAGAAAAUUCAUGCUGGUGAAAACUUUAUUCUGUGUAGUGAAUGUGGAAAAGCUUUCUUUUCAAAGGAACAACUUAUCACCCAUCAGAGAACUCAUCCCAAAAAGAAGCCAUUUGAAUGUGAUGAAUGUGAGAAAGCCUUUAGUCGCAAGGGACAUCUUGUUUGCCAUCAGAGAACUCAUACUGGAGAGAAACCUUUUGAAUGUAAUGAGUGUGGAAAAGCCUUUAGUUAUAAGAAAAGUCUUGUAAUCCAUCAAAGAACUCAUAGAGGAGAGAAACCAUUUGGAUGUAAUGAAUGUGGGAAAGCUUUUAGCUGGAAGGAAAGUCUUAUAACUCAUCAGAGGACUCAUACUGGAGAGAAACCAUUUGAAUGUAAUGAAUGUGGGAAAACUUUCAUUAUUAGACAAAGCCUUAUAAAACAUCAGAGAGUUCACACUGGAGAGAAACCAUUUCAGUGUAAUGAGUGUGGGAAAGCCUAUACGUGUAAUUCAACUCUUAUUGUCCAUCAGAGAAUUCACACUGGAGAGAAACCAUUUGAAUGCAAUGAAUGUGGGAAAGCCUAUACCCGGAAGGGACAUCUUGUUUCCCAUCAGAGAACUCAUACUAGAGAGAAACCAUUUGAAUGCAAUGAGUGUGGGAAAGCCUUUAGUCAUAAGACAAGUCUUGUAGUCCAUCAAAGAACUCAUAGAGGAGAAAAGCUAUUUGAAUGCAAUGAAUGCGGAAAAACUUUCAUGGAAAAGAAUAGUCUUAUAAGACAUGGGAGAAUUCACACUGGGGAGAAACCAUUUGAAUGCAAUGAAUGUGGGAGGACCUUUAGUUUCAAGGACAGUUUUAUUAGACAUCAGAGUAUUCAUUCUGGAGAGAAACCAUUUGAAUGCAAUGAAUGUGGGAAAGCUUUUAAGCUUAAGAAGAGUCUUAUUAGCCAUCAGAGUAUUCAUAGUGGAGAGAAACCAUUUGAAUGUAAUGAAUGUGGAAAAACUUUUAGUAUGAGGAAUAACUUUAGAAGACAUCAAAGAACUCACACUGGAGAGAAACUGUGUCAAUGUAAUGAGUGUGGGAAAGCCUAUACUUGUAAGGCAUCUCUUAUAGUCCAUCAGAGAAUUCACACUGGAGAGAAACCAUUUGAAUGCAAUGAAUGUGGGAAAACCUAUAUCUGGAAAGGACAUCUUGUUUCCCAUCAGAGAACUCAUACUGGAGAGAAACCAUUUGAAUGUAAUGAGUGUGGGAAAGCCUUUAGUUAUAAAACAAGUCUUGUAGUCCAUCAAAGAACUCAUAGAGGAGAAAAGCCAUUUAAAUGCAAUGAAUGUGGAAAAACUUUCAUUGAAAAGCAAAAUCUUAUAAGACAUGGGAGAAUUCACACUGGGGAGAAACCAUUUGAAUGCAGUGAAUGUUGGAGGACCUUUAGUUGCAAGGAAAGUCUUAUUAGUCAUCAGAGUACUCAUACCGGAGAGAAACCUUUUGAAUGCAAUGAAUGUGGGAAAGCCUUUAGCCUGAAGAAGAGUCUUAUUAGCCAUCAGAGGACUCAUACUGGAGAGAAACCAUUUGAAUGUAAUGAAUGUGGAAAAACUUUUAGUAUAAGGAAAAGCCUUAAGAGACAUCAAAGAACUCACACUGGAGAGAAACUGUUUCAAUGUAAUGAGUGUGGGAAAGCCUAUACUUAUAAUUCGUCUCUUAUUUUCCAUCAGAGAACUCAUCACAGAGAGAAAGCAUUUGAAUGUAACGAAUGUGGGAAAGCUUUUAGCCUUAAGCAGAGUCUUAUUAGCCAUCAGAGUACUCAUAGUGGAGAGAAAACAUUUGAAUGUAAUGAAUGUGGAAAAACUUUUAGUAUAAGGAAAAGCCUUAGGAGACAUCAAAGAACUCACACUGGAGAGAAACCAUUUGAAUGUAAUGAGUGUGGGAAAGCCUAUACUUAUAAUUCGUCUCUUAUUGUCCAUCAGAGAACUCAUCACAGAGAAAAACCAUUUGAAUGUAAUGAAUGUGGAAACACCUUUAGUCAUAAAAGAAUACUUACUAUUCAUCAAAAAACUCAUACUGGAGAAAAACCUUUUGAAUGUAGUGAGUGUGGGAAAGCCUUUAGACAGAAGGUGCACCUUGUUUACCAUCAGAGAAUUCAUACUGGAGAGAAACCAUUUGAAUGCAAUGAAUGUGGAAAAGGCUAUAGGCAGAAGGGACAUCUUGUUUGCCAUCAGAGAACUCAUAACAGAGAGAAACCUUUUGAAUGUAGUGAGUAAGGGAAAGCCUUUAGUCAGAAAAGAAAACUAAUUAUCCAUCAGAGAUCUUAUAAUUUUGUAUGUUUGUAACCAGUUACUAAAAAAUACACAAAAUCCAACCUCCUCCAUUCUUCCAGAAUGAAUGGUGGGGAGGGGCAUCCAGCACAGACAAAUCAUAGAACAUGGACUGAUAACACAGACAGAGACACAUUCAAGGUCUUUCAUGUACUCCCUGACAUCAUAGAACAUAAAGUUAUGAUAAAUAAUUACUAGAGUCUUCUUUUCAUCCUGGCAUAAAGACCAACUGUUGCAAAUCAUAGCUGCAGAACUCAAGAAAUCUUUAGGAAAAGGAUGCUCAUUAAUAAUGAAGGAAGAGAAAAUAAAAGGAUGCUUUGAGGGAUCAGAAAAUUGAAAUUGUCAAUGUAGUUAUCUAAUUCUUGCUCCCUGAGUCAUAUGUUGGGGGUAGGAAUAAGAAAUAUUAAUUUGAUCAGGCUUUAAAAAAAAAUUUCAGAACCUGGUUGGUCUGAAAAAGGGUUAAUUUUGUAAGAAGCAAAGUUUGACAUUGUUAAAUUCUCUCUCUAGACACUCCAUGAGAUUUUUGCUAUUAAAAGCCUGAAAAGCUUCCUAAGUUAACUUCUGUUUGGCGGAGUAGGGUUGCUUCCCCCUCAGGUGUAAAAUCCUGAGGGCUGACUAAUUGGGUUGUUUUUCCCCUGAGGCAAGGGGGUUUGGAAGUCCUCAGGGCCUUGCUUCUAAGAUUUAAAAUGGUUCUUUUCUAUUUAUUUUAAGGAGAAAGGGAAGAAUUGAACUUACCUUUCUUGCAUCUGUGAAUUGUAGAAGAGACUGACGAGAUUUUUACAGAGUGAAGGAAAAGUCAAGAAAAUUUGUUAGAGGUUGAGGGUACUUGUCACAACUUUUGUUGUCAUCCAGAAUGCAAGGGCUAAAAAUUAAAGGAUUGGACUAAAUUUUCCAAAAAUUAUUACUCAAGCCAGAAUGACUUUUUAUGUUAGUUUAUUUACAAAAAGAGAAAGAGUAAAAGUAAGGAAAUGGCACACACACACACACACACACACACACACACACACACACACACACAAGAGUUUGGCUUCAUCCAAACCGGGCAGGGCUUCAGAGGCUCCAGCAAGAGUGGCCCAGAGGUAAAUUAAAUAAGAGUUCUAGCCCCUCCAAGAUGAGGGUCCUCUCCAGAGAUUAGUACCUCCAGAAAAGUCAGGAAAGGGAGUCAGUCUUUUUCACUCACCCACAUGGUAGUUCUAAAGGAAAAUUGAAGAGCAGUCCUAGGUCCCAAACGAGCUCCUUCAAAGUCAUGUUCCAAGGUGAAAGCUAUUCACAGGAAGUUCUUGCCACUUUUAAAGACCCUUUCAUUAUUUACUGUGCCUUCCUUCCACUUUGUGUGGACCAACUGCAGCUUUUAGCUUUGCUGAGGACUGCCCAUGGCAUAGUCAAUUCUGAUUCAUUACCCACUAUAGCACACAUGGGUCACAGAUUUCCCCAUACUUAAGGAUAUGUGGGGUGUAUACAUUUCUGGUGAUUAAAAAUGGGCAGGGGAGAGUUAAUCCCAUCUUCGAGGGGGGGGGGAGAAGGAACCAAAAGGUCUUAUAAGAAGAGGGAAGUAAGAAGGGAGUGAGGAGUAAUGGGAAUAAUAUAAGGGAGGGGAAAGAUGGUCAGACUAAAAGCAAAACAUUAAGAGGAAAAGGAAAGAAUAAAAGGAGAGAGGUCAGGAUUAAAGAAGGAAAUAAAAAUUGAGGGGAAGUACACAGAUGGUAAUCAUAACUGAAUGUGAAUGUGAUGAAUUCAUCCAUAAAAUACAAGAGGAUACCAGAAUUGAUUAAACACCAGAAUCCUAGCAUGUGUUGUCUACAAGAAACACAUAAGGCAGGUAGACACCCACAGGGUAAAGGUAAGAGGUGAGAGCAGAAUCUAUUGGGCUGCAACUAAGACAAAGAAUGCAUAGGGAUAAAAAGUAAUACACCUUAUUUUCUGUAGCACAUGGUACAUAUACAAAGAUUGACCAUGUACUAGGGCAUAAAAACAUCACAAAACAAAUAUAGAAAAGCAGAAAUAAUAAAUGCAACUUUUCAGAAUAUAUUGUGAUAAAAAUUAUAAUUAGUAAGGGUCAACUGAGAAGCAAAUUUAAAAUCAAUUGGAAACUAACAAUCUAAUUCUCCAAAACUGGUCGAUCAAAGAAACAAUUACUGAUUUCAUUGAAGAGGAGACAACACAUAAAAACAACACAUUGGUGAGGAGACAACACAUAAAAAUCCAUGGGAUACAGCCAAAGCAGAACUCCGAGGAAAAUAAUAUCCCUGAGAGUCUAUAUCAAAAAAUAGAGAAGUAAAAAAUUAAUGAAUUGGGCAUACAACUAAAAACUAGAAAAAAGAACAAAUUAAAAAACCCCAAUUAAAAAGUAAACAGGAAAUCCUAAAAAUAAAAGGAGAAAUUAAUAAAAUUGAAAGUAAAAGAAAAACUAAUGAAUAAGACUAGGAGCUGGUUCUUUGAAAAAAAAAACAAAUUAAAUAAAAUAUUGGUUAAUUUUUAAAGAGAAUCAAAUUAACUGUCAAAAAUGAAAAGGGUGAUAACACCUCCAAGCAAGAGGAAAUUACAGCAAUUAUUAAGAGUUAUUUUGCCCAAUUACAUAAGAAAUAUGACAAUCUAGGUAAAAUGGACAAAUGUUUAGAAAAAUUAAUUGCACAGAUGCACAGAAAUGGAAAUAGAAUACUUAAUCCCAUAUCAGAAAAAGAAAUUGAAUAAGCCAUUAAGGAAUCCCAUAAGAAAAAAAUGCCCAGUGCCAGAUGGUUUCACAAGUGAAUUCUAUCAAACAUUUAAGGAACAACUAAUCCCAAUACAGCUGAGAGCCAUCAAGGCAUGACACCCUGACAAAGUCACUUGUGGCAGCCAAGGGGUCAAAGAGUGGCUCUUUGGAAAAAUGGAAUUACCCAUUCAGCCCCUUCUUGUCUUUGAGUUUCUGAUUGAUUAUUUCUUUUCAUUAAAAGUAAUAAGUAAAUUUCCUUGAUUGUUUGCAAGCUCAAGCUCCUCACAGGGUAAUGAGAAAAUUAAGCUACCAUUGACAAAAUUAUUUAUCUUGUGUGAAAUCUUUAUUCUGUCAAAAAUCUAUAAUCACAAUAAAAGAAUAUAGUAUAA
This is a messenger RNA of Monodelphis domestica (gray short-tailed opossum), 9093 nucleotides long. The record is from RefSeq and is a predicted model, not a curated record. Lineage: Eukaryota; Metazoa; Chordata; Mammalia; Didelphimorphia; Didelphidae.